AUUUUCAUCUCCACAAACACUUAAAAUAUUGAGUCAAAAGAGUAAAAACACACACACAUAUUAUUCUUAUUCUAUUUGUGAAGGAAAAAAAAGGCUAUAUAAUGAAUAUUUCAGGUGUUUUCAGGACUUCUUUGUUUAUACUGGCUUUGAAGUUUUUGGUUAUGGUCAAUGGGCAGCCUUCGGUUCCAGCACUCUUCAUAUUUGGAGACUCAGUUGUUGAUGCAGGAAAUAACAACUACCUUAAAACUAUUGUUAAAGCAAAUUUCCCUCCUUAUGGAAGAGACUUCCCUAAACACAUACCAACUGGGAGAUUUUGCAAUGGAAAGCUCGCCUCCGAUUUCACCGCUGAGAAUCUUGGAUUUACUUCAUAUCCACCAGCUUAUCUUAGCAAGAAAGCCAAAGGAAAAAACCUUUUGAUUGGAGCCAAUUUUGCCUCAGGUUCAUCUGGUUACUAUGAUACUACUUCUAGACUAUAUGAUGCAAUUCCUUUGAGCAAACAGCUUGAGUUUUAUAAAGAAUACCAGAAGAAGUUGGUGGUAAUUGCAGGGAAAGUAAAUGCAACAUCAAUAAUCAAUGGUUCAAUUCACUUAGUCAGUGCAGGAAGUAGUGAUUUUGUUCAAAAUUACUACAUUAAUCCUCUGCUAUACAAAGUAUACACUCCUGAUCAGUUCUCAGACAUCCUCGUCAAAUCCUACACUAAAUUCAUUUUGGAAUUGUAUGGACUAGGAGCAAGGAAGAUUGGAGUGACAACAGUACCACCAAUUGGAUGUUUACCAGCAUCCAUUACAAUAUUUGGAAAAGACAGCAACCAUUGUGUCAAGAAGAUGAACAAAGUAGCAGUUUCAUUCAACAACAAGCUCAAUUCUACAUCUAUCAACUUGCAAAAGAACCUCUCUGGUCUCAAUCUUGUUGUCUUGGAUAUCUACCAACCUUUCCUUGACCUUGUCACUCACCCAGCUGAUAAUGGAUUUUUUGAAGCAAGAAAGGCAUGUUGUGGCACGGGAUUGCUGGAGACAUCCAUAUUGUGCAAUGCCAAGUCUCCAGGAACAUGUGCAAACGCAUCUGAAUAUGUAUUUUGGGAUGGUUUUCAUCCAACUGAAGCUGCAAACAAAAUCUUAGCUAAUGACUUGCUAAUCAGUGGCAUAUCCCUCAUCUCCUGAUCUUUCUUUUUUCAUCCUCUCACACUAUAUCAGCACUUUUUUUAACGGAGUUUGCUUUGAAAUGUAUUGUUGAAUGGUCUCGUAAUGUGUUAUAAAUUCUUGAUUUUAUUGCUGGUUGGAAUAACAUAAAGGCAGUGUUUGAGCUUGUAAUAAAUCUUUAUAUUGAUGCAAUUAUACAAAAUACUACUAUCGAGAAAA
This is a messenger RNA of Nicotiana tabacum (common tobacco), 1358 nucleotides long. RefSeq names its product GDSL esterase/lipase At5g22810. Gene Ontology annotation, biological process: lipid metabolic process. Lineage: Eukaryota; Viridiplantae; Streptophyta; Magnoliopsida; Solanales; Solanaceae. Gene Ontology annotation, molecular function: lipase activity. The record is from RefSeq and is a predicted model, not a curated record.